Penicillium daleae is the source of this 900-nucleotide messenger RNA. RefSeq names its product rRNA-processing protein RRP15. The record is from RefSeq and is a predicted model, not a curated record. Lineage: Eukaryota; Fungi; Ascomycota; Eurotiomycetes; Eurotiales; Aspergillaceae. Gene Ontology annotation, biological process: maturation of LSU-rRNA; maturation of 5.8S rRNA. Gene Ontology annotation, cellular component: preribosome, large subunit precursor. Bases 1 to 900 code for a protein of 299 amino acids. The transcript has a single exon.
AUGGUUGGGUCAUAUUCAAAGAAGCGCAAGGUCCAGGAUGGCAUGCAAGGCAAGACCAACAGACCAAAGAAGUUCCGCAAGCAGCGCGAGUAUCACAGCGGUUCCGAAGAUGAACAGGACGAUGAUCAGACCAACUUCAAGCCUGUCAAUCUCGCCGAUUCCGACGAAGAAGAAGAUGGAGGUGUUCUGGUGAACAAGACCUCUAUUGUUGCUCCUGUUCCUAAGAAGAAGACCACCAAGUCGACACCUGCAAUCAAGCAAAAACCUACUGCCGAGGAGCAAGAAUCCAGCGACGACAACGAGGAGGUCGAUGAUGAUGAAGCCGACGACAAAGACAUCGACAUGUCCGGCUCUGAAGAAGAUGAUGAUCUUUCCGAGGAUGAGCAAUCCACUACGGGCGGCAAGCGCCGUGCUAUUCCUAAACGAAACGACCCCUCUGCAUUCUCUACAUCCAUCUCCAAAAUUCUGUCCACCAAGCUCCCAGUCUCCGCCCGUGCCGACCCCGUCCUCUCGCGAAGCAGAUACGCUGCCCAAAAAAGCAGUGAAUGGGAGAAUGAGAGGCUCGACAACCAGGCUCGUGCUAAGCUGCGUGCCGAGAAGAAGGAAGAGCUGGACCGUGGCCGUGUUCGUGAUGUGAUGGGCAUUGAGAGAGGUCUGACGGGACAAGUGGGAGAAGAAGAAAAGCGCCUGCGUAAGACAGCACAGCGUGGUGUUGUCAAGCUGUUCAAUGCUGUGCGCGCUGCUCAGGUCCGUGGUGAAGAGGCUGCCCGAGACGAGCGCAAGAAGGGAACUGUUGGCAUGGGAGAGCGGGAGAAGGCUGUGAAUGAGGUCAGCAAGCAAGGCUUCCUUGAGCUGAUCAAUGGCAAGAAGGGAAAGGCUUUGAAUAUCGAGGAGGCUUAA